CCUCACUCCCCAAAACCAAGAAUCAAGUUUUCCAAAGCAAUCACAAGUAGUACUACUACUCACAACUUACGCACAAAGCUGAUAUAUACACAAUGUCUCUCAUUCCGGGAAGCUUUUUCGGCAACGGUCGACGGAGCAACAUCUUCGACCCGUUCUCGCUCGACAUCUGGGACCCGUUCCAGGACUUCCCCUUGAUCAACUCCCGCUCAGCUCCACGCUCGGAGACGGCGGCGGUGGCGAACACGCGCAUAGACUGGAAGGAGACGCCGGAGGCGCAUGUGUUCAAGGCGGACCUGCCGGGGCUGAAAAAGGAGGAGGUGAAGGUGGAGGUGGAUGAAGGGAAGGUGCUGCAGAUCAGCGGCGAGAGGAAAGUGGAGAAGGAGGACAAGAGCGACAAGUGGCACAGGGUGGAGAGGAGCAGCGGUAAGUUCUUGAGGAGGUUCAGGCUGCCGGAGAAUGCUAAGGUGGAGCAGGUGAAGGCGGCGAUGGAGAAUGGGGUGCUUACUGUCACUGUGCCAAAGGUGGAGGUCAAGAAGCCUGAUGUGAAGGCCAUUCAGAUUUCUGACUAGACGACUAAGAUGACCGGCUUUUUCAGAAUGGGGUGAAAUGGUUAUGGAAUAAAGGUUGAGGGGUGUGUGUGUGGUGUCUGUAAGAGGUUAUGUAAUGGAAUUUGCUUACGUAUAAUGUAAUGCUUUGUUGGGUUUUUGGUCGUUUGGAUUUUUCAAUGUAUAAUGUAUUAACGCUAAUAAUAUAAAAUUCAGUUUUUAACAAA
Messenger RNA from Rosa rugosa (rugosa rose), 772 nucleotides. RefSeq names its product 17.8 kDa class I heat shock protein-like. The record is from RefSeq and is a predicted model, not a curated record. Lineage: Eukaryota; Viridiplantae; Streptophyta; Magnoliopsida; Rosales; Rosaceae. The transcript has a single exon. Gene Ontology annotation, biological process: response to hydrogen peroxide; response to salt stress; protein folding. Bases 93 to 569 code for a protein of 158 amino acids.